Daldinia caldariorum is the source of this 2431-nucleotide messenger RNA. RefSeq names its product DUF862-domain-containing protein. The record is from RefSeq and is a predicted model, not a curated record. The coding region runs from base 321 to 2087 and encodes 588 amino acids. Gene Ontology annotation, biological process: protein modification by small protein removal. Gene Ontology annotation, molecular function: peptidase activity. The transcript has 2 exons. Lineage: Eukaryota; Fungi; Ascomycota; Sordariomycetes; Xylariales; Hypoxylaceae.
CGCAGAUUCCCAGUCGGGCUUGUUCAACAUCGAGUUGACGUACUUAUUUAUCGUUGCCUCCGGUCACAACUACAAAGUACCUUAGGUAGUCAUCCCGACACGUUCAACUCUCACUUUUUAUAAACUCAACCAUUAUUUUUAUAUAACAUAACAGUCACUGCAUACUUCCCUUCGCUCUAAAGCCUUGAUCGCCUGCUAUAAGCGUUCCGUUCAUUAUUAGAAUUAGACGUUAAACACACAUAAACCAGACUUAUAAGAGUUCAGACGGUGAUACCGAAUUAUAAAGAGCCAACUUUUACUACGAAACAAAAACAUCCGCAAUGGACGUCCAUCUUCUCGCGUACGACCUAUCAAAUGGUCUAGCCAAGCAAAUGUCUCUUGGAUUGCUAGGCUUUCAGCUCGAUGCUGUUUAUCAUACUUCAAUCGAGUUAGACAACAGGGAAUAUGUCUACGAUAGCGGUAUAAAUGUGAUCCGACCUGGAAGUUCUCACUUAGGACAACCUUUAGAACGAAUUCAUCUUGGGAAGACCGAGUUGCCUAUGGAGGUUAUCCUCGAGUAUCUUGAUUCGCUCAAGCAUAUAUAUACUCCAGAAGCCUAUGAUCUGUUUCGACAUAAUUGCAAUAAUUUCAGCAAUGACUUCUCCAUGUUCCUGUUAGGAAAGGGAAUACCAAGCCAUAUCGCGAAUAUGCCACAAGCUGUGCUUGAUUCGCCAUUCGGUAGAAUGUUGCAACCUCAACUUGCGCAGAUGGUUGAGCAAAGGAAGGCUCAGCGAGGCGGAUUACUCGGCAUACAGGAUAAUAUUCAACCGCACACGAACGGAACUUCAAUCGGUGUUACAAACGGCGCCGGCUCAGCCGCUCCGUCUCACCGCCCAAGCGUAAUAAAUGUUACUAAUCUCCGAGAGCUUGACGAUGUGCUGCAAAGAGCCGAGAAAUCAUGUGCCAUCAUUUUCUUUACUUCGCCCACCUGCGGUCCAUGCAGAGCGCUUUACCCUCUCUAUGAUGGUCUCGCAGCGGAGUACGGAAAUAAAGUCACCAUCGUGAAAGUUGAUAUGUCUCGGGCUUUUGACGUUGCGCAAAGGUACUCAGUUAGCGCAACGCCUACGUUCAUUACGUUUGUCCACGGUAAAGAGGGCGAGCGAUGGAUGGGUGCUGAUGCGGCUCGCCUUAAGAGUACCGUCGAGCUGCUCGUUCAAAUGGCGGUCCCGAGUCAUCCGCAUCGGAUGCUCAGGUUGCCUCGUUUCGAGAACGCGGAGUUAAAGCCAGUACUGUACGAGAAAGUCCCGCCGCUUUCUAAGUUACUGUCCAAGUUGGGACCGGAAGCCGAGAACCCCUCGAUUCAAAGUCUGAAGAAUUUCAUCGAGACUAGGUCAUCCGAAGGUCCUGCAGAAUCUCCACUACCAGACUUGCCCGCCUUCUCUAAAUUCCUAUGCUCUGCAGUAGAGUCCCUGCCUAAGGAAGUCCUGUUCACGGUCGUGGAUCUCUUCCGCUGUGCACUUGUUGACGAACGGCUCAGCGGGUACUUCGCAGAAGAGUACGAUCAGAAAACAGUUGUCACUAUCCUCGAUACUGUGAACAAAGCGAGCGAUUGUCCUUACGCUCUAAGACUAGUUACUUUGCAGAUGGCCUGUAAUCUAUUCUCGAGCCAUUUGUACGCCGAACAGAUUCUCAGGCAGGAGACCUUACGAAGUCACAUCACGCGACUUAUUUCAUCAAGCUUCCUAGACGACAGCCGCGACAAUAUCCGGGUGGUAGCAUCGUCGCUACUGUUCAAUGUGGCUAUCACAAAUUACCAGGCGAGGCAGGAAUCAAGAGAUGUUCUUCCCGAAGAUGACCAGGUAGAACUUGCGGCGUCGGUGGUGGAAGCUAUAUCUCAAGAAGAAUCCUCGAAUGAGGCACUACACGGCAUGUUAUUGGCGCUCGGAUAUCUAGUUUAUUGCGCCCCUUUAGAAGGCGACCUUACAAACUGUUUGAAAAUCAUGGAUGCGCAAGGAACUAUUCUUGGAAAGAAGAAAGCCUUUCCGAAAGAGUCUCUCAUCACCGAGGUAGGGAGUGAGCUAUUAGGAAAAGGCCUUGCUAGAAGAUAGACUUGUUGCCGUGGGAUGUUGUUUCUUUAGCAUGAGUCGGUUGCCUGUGCGGGAUUGAAGAAGGUGGAUUAAUUCUAGGUACGUUAAUACAGGAUGCAUUUUUAAUAGAGCAAACAUCGUAUUAGCUGGUACUUCUUACAUGUUUAUUUUUUGGACUCCGUUACUAUGGUACACCCUUUUACACCUUCUGUAUUCGCAUUACCUAUUCCAUUACAUCUGAAAUUUUUACAAAUUCCUAUGGUAAUGCCUGGAAGACAUCACAUCCGUACAUAUUUUAACCCCUUAAAUGAUAAUAACUUUUUUUUCCGUAUCACACAUAUCACAAAAUCUUUGGUUAAUGCCCC